Messenger RNA from Drosophila obscura, 7212 nucleotides. It is a transcript of the gene Dcr-1, whose product is annotated as endoribonuclease Dcr-1. NCBI's taxonomy places the organism in Eukaryota, Metazoa, Arthropoda, Insecta, Diptera, Drosophilidae. Gene Ontology annotation, cellular component: RISC complex; nucleus; cytoplasm. Gene Ontology annotation, biological process: apoptotic DNA fragmentation; pre-miRNA processing; siRNA processing. The transcript has 5 exons. Gene Ontology annotation, molecular function: protein binding; deoxyribonuclease I activity; ribonuclease III activity. The record is from RefSeq and is a predicted model, not a curated record. The coding region runs from base 137 to 7075 and encodes 2312 amino acids.
AAAUGGAAGAGAACAAGAAGCAUGGUAUCGAGACGAGAACAAGAAGCCGGCAGAAGCAGCAGCUAUUAAGCAUUCCUUUGAAAUCAGAGAAGAUAUAUAGGAAUCAGAGGCGGCCUGGUGCAGGCCGACGCCCAUAAUGGCGUUCCAUUGGUGCGACAACAAUUUGCACACGACGGUGUUCACGCCGCGUGACUUCCAAGUGGAGCUGCUGGCAGCCGCCUACGAGCGCAACACCAUCAUCUGCCUGGGCCACAGGAGCUCCAAGGAGUUCAUUGCCCUGAAGCUGCUGCAGGAGCUGUCCAGGCGUGGCCGCCGCCAUGGCAAGGUUAGUGUUUACCUCAGCUGCCAGGUGGGCGUGGACAAGGAGCCCGCGUCCAUUUACACGAUGCUCACACACCUGACGGACCUGCGCGUGUGGCAGGAGCAGCCGGACAUGCAAGUGCCCCUUGCUCACUGCUGGACGGACUAUCAUGUGUCCAUUUUGAGUCCGGAGGGAUUUCUCUGUCUGCUGGAAUCGGGCGAGCUGCCAAUGAGCAGCGUUGAGCUGAUUGUGCUCGAGGACUGCCAUGACACCGCCGUCUAUCAGCGGAUAUUGCCCAUUUUUGUGGAGCACAUCUUGCCGGCUGUGCCCGCGGACAGACCGCGUAUCCUGGGCCUGGCCGGUCCCUUGCACAGCGCUGGCUGCGAGCUGCAACAACUGAGCGCCAUGCUGGUCACCCUCGAGCAGAAUGUCCUGUGUCGCAUUGAGACGGCCAGCGACAUUGUCACCGUGCUGCGCUACUGCUCCAAGCCCCACGAGUACAUCGUCCAGUGUGCGCCGUUCGAGAUGGAUGAGCUGUCGCUGGUGCUGGCCGAUAUACUGAACACGCACAAGUCCUUUCUGGUGGAUCAUCGCUACGAUCCGUUCGAGAUAUACGGCAUGGAUCAGUUCAUGGAGGAUCUGAAGGAUAUACCCGAUCCCAAGCUGGAUCCGCUGCAUGUAAUCGACUCGCUGCUGGUUGUGCUGCAUGAGAUGGGUCCCUGGUGCACGCAGCGGGCCGCCCAUCAUUUCUAUCAGAGCAACGAAAAGCUGAAGGUGAAGACGCCGCACGAACGCCACUAUCUGCUGUACUGCCUCGUUAGCACGGCCCUCGUGCAGCUGCACUCCCUCUGCGAUCACACAUUCCAGAAGCAACAAGGAUCCGGCGACCCCAGGCAGACCAUUGAGCGAUAUUCCAGUCCCAAGGUGAAGCGCCUGCUGCAGACGCUGCGCUGCUUCAAGCCGGAGGAGAGCCAUGGUCAUGGUAGUCAUGGCCAUGGCCAUGGCCAUGGCCAGGCCGAUGGACUGCGCAAGAUGCGCCAUCAGGUGGAGCAGGCGGACUUCAAUAAGCUCUCCCAUGCGCUAGAGACCAAAUGCCAGGUGGUGGAUCAACUGGAGCCUCACGCCUCAACGGACACGCGCAGCCUGGUGGCCAAUCUGGAGCACAUACUGCAGCAUCCAGAGGGCAAACCGUUCCCGAAACGCAACAGCCAUCGCCCCCCGCCACCGGCAGCAGCAGCAGCAGCAGCAGCCACCACCCAGGCGCAGUCGUCGCCAGCGAAGGGCAAGCACGGCUCCAGCUCGCAUAAUCGUGUGCGGCGGCGUGUGUACACGCGACGCCACAAUCGGGAUCAGCACGAUGGCGGCGAUACGCUGUGUGCGCUGAUCUAUUGCAAUCAGAACCACACGGCGCGCGUGCUGUUCGAGCUGCUGGCGGAGAUGGGCAAGCGGGAUGCCGAUCUGAAGUUCUUGCGCUGCCAGUACACCACAGAUCGGGUGGCCGAUCCCACCACGGAGCCCAAGGAGGCCGAGCUGGAGCAUCGCAGGCAGGAGGAGGUGCUCAAGCGCUUUCGCAUGCACGACUGCAAUGUCCUGAUCGGCACCUCGGUCCUGGAGGAGGGCAUCGAUGUGCCCAAAUGCAAUCUGGUCAUACGCUGGGAUCCCCCGACCACCUACCGCAGCUAUGUCCAGUGCAAGGGUCGGGCGCGUGCCGCCCCAGCCUACCACGUUAUACUGGUGGCCCCCAUCUAUACGAGUCCCGCGAUUGGUGAGGUGCAGCUGACGGACAGGAGUCAUCGCUUCAUCUGCGGCGCUGGCGCAGGAGGAGGAGCAGGCGACUCAACGGAGUUGGACAGCGAUUCGGAUGACUCGGCCAUGCCGAAUUCCCUUGGCUCCGAUCCCUAUACCUUUGGCACGGCCCGCGGCACGGUGAAGAUACUCAAUCCGGAGGUGUUUAGCAGUGUGCCGCCCACAGCCUGCGAGAUCAAGGAGAUCCAGGACGAGACGCCGCCAGCCAUUGCCUGCUUGGACAGCAGCAAUUCCAGCGACGAGGCCGUCAGUCUGAACAACACACCGCCCAGCGAGAGCCAGUCCAGUGGCGAUCCCAAGCCCAGAAAGCGCUUCCAGUGCGAGGUCGCAGCACCCACAGAGCCCACAGAUGCCCCAACGGACACCAGCUCUGUGUCUGUGUCUGUGCCAGUGGCGGAGCAGGAUGGCCUGGCCAGCACCACAAAAGCAUUGGUCCAUCAGAUGGCCCAGUAUCGGGAGAUCGAACAGAUGCUGCUCUCAAAAUGUGCCAACACAGAGCCACCCGAGCAGGAGCAGCGGGAGGCGGAACGCUUCAACAGCUGCCUGGCGGCGUACCGGCCCAAGCCGCAGCUGCUGACGGGCGCCUCUGUGGAUCUGGGCACGGCCAUAGCGCUGGUCAACAAAUACUGUGCACGGCUGCCCAGCGACACCUUCACCAAGCUGACGGCCCUGUGGCGCUGUACGCGCAGCGAGCGCUCGGGCGUCACCCUCUUCCAGUACACGCUACGCCUGCCCAUCAAUUCGCCGCUGAAGCAUGACAUUGUGGGUCUGCCAAUGCCCACACAGACGCUGGCGCGUCGCCUGGCUGCCCUGCAGGCGUGCGUGGAGCUGCAUAAAAUUGGUGAACUGGAUGAUCAACUGCAGCCCAUUGGCAAGGAGGGCUUCCGGGCCCUGGAGGCCGACUGGGAGUGCUUCGAGCUGGAGCCCGAGGACGAGCAGAUUGUGCAGCUGAGCGACGAGCCGCGACCGGGUACGACCAAGCGACGCCAGUACUACUACAAGCGCAUUGCCUCGGAGUUCUGCGACUGUCGACCGGUGGCCGGAGCGCCCUGCUACCUGUACUUCAUCAAGCUGACGCUGCAGUGUCCCAUACCCGAGGAGCAGAAUACGCGGGGCCGGAAGAUCUAUCCGCCCGAAGAUGCGCAGCAGGGCUUUGGCAUACUCACCAUGAAGCGGAUACCCAAGCUGAGCGCCUUCUCGAUAUUCACACGCUCCGGGGAGGUGAAGGUCUCCCUGGAGCUGGCCAAGGAGCGGGUGGUGCUGACGCCCGAACAGAUUGGCUGCAUCAAUGGCUUCCUCAACUACACCUUCACCAAUGUGCUGCGUCUGCAGAAGUUCCUCAUGCUCUUCGAUCCCGAUUCCACCGAGAAUUGUGUCUUCAUUGUGCCCACACUCAAGACGUCGACGUCGGCGGUGGCGUCGCCGCUGGCCAGCAAGAAGAUCGACUGGCAGUUCCUGGAGCUCAUACAGGCGACGGGCAAUACAAUGCCGCGUUCGGUGCCCGAUGAGGAGCGUCUGGCGCAGCCAUUUGAUGCGCAGCGCUUUCAGGAUGCUGUCGUUAUGCCCUGGUACCGCAACCAGGAUCAGCCGCAGUACUUCUACGUGGCCGAGAUCUGUCCGCAUCUGUCGCCGCUGAGCUGCUUCCCGGGCGACAGCUAUCGCACCUUCAAGCACUACUAUUUCGUUAAGUAUGGCCUCACAAUACAGAAUGCCGCCCAGCCCCUGCUCGAUGUGGAUCACACGAGUGCGCGCCUGAAUUUCCUCACGCCGCGCUAUGUGAAUCGCAAGGGCGUGGCCCUGCCCACCAGCUCCGAGGAGACGAAGCGCGCCAAGCGUGAGAAUCUCGAACAGAAGCAGAUACUAGUGCCCGAGCUGUGCACCGUGCAUCCGUUUCCGGCCUCGCUGUGGCGCACUGCCGUGUGCCUGCCCUGCAUUCUGUAUCGCAUCAAUGGACUGCUACUGGCGGAUGAUAUACGCAAGCAGGUGUCCGCAGAUCUGGGCCUGGGACGGCAGCAGAUCCAUCAGGAGGAGGAGUUUGAGUGGCCAAUGCUGGACUUUGGCUGGAGUCUGUCGGAGGUGCUCAAGAAGUCGCGUGAGUCCAAGCAAAAGGAUGCCUCCGUCACGAAUGGCAAGCAGCUGGCAAAGGAGGCGGAAACUGAGGCCCCGCCAGAGGGGGAGAGCGAAGCUGCUCCCACGGAGGCGGAGAAGACAGUCGAGAAGAGCGCCAACGAACUGAUCAUCGAGGGGGAACAGAAACUGCAGGAUGCGGACGAUGAUUUCAUUGAGAUUGGGACAUGGUCCAACGACAUGGCCGAUGACAUAGAAUCCUUCAACGAUGAGGACGAAGAGGAAGACGAGGAAGACUAUCUGCCAGUGCUGCCGGCCAAUGUAAAGUUCUGCGAUCAGCAGACACGCUAUGGUUCGCCCACCUUCUGGGAUGUGAGCAAUGCCGAUGGAUCGCUGAAGCCACCGAAAACGAAGAGCAACCAACAGCAGCAGCAGCAGCAGCAGCAGCAGAGUGCCGCUGGCAAGGGUCGUGCUGCGGGCAAGCCCAGCUACACUUACUACGACUCGGACAACUCACUGGGCUCCAGCUAUGGGGACGAUGAUCAUGGUGUGCCGCAGAACUAUUUUCAUAUCAACUACAGCUCUGAUGAGGAUGCGGUGGCGAAUGAUAUCGAUGCGGGCCGCAUUGCAUUCACAUCCAAAAACGAGGCGGAAACGAUUGAGACGGCCCAGGAUGUGGAGAAGCGACAGAAACAGAUCUCCAUUAUCCAGGCGACGAACGCCAACGAGCGGCAGUACCAGCAGACGAAGAAUCUGUUGAUUGGCUUCAAGUUCGAGGAGCAACAGCCACAGCUGGCGGACAUUGCACAGCCCAGCGUGGACUAUGAGCAAUCGAUACUCAAGCUGCAGUCGGAGAUCGAGAGCUGCGGCAUGCUGGUGCCGCACGAUCAGCAGCUGUCGCUGAAGCGACCCGAUCCCGCAGAGGCACACGUCAGCCCCUGCUCGAUGAUGGAGCUGCUGAAGCAGUUGCUGCCCUACGUGCCCGAGGAGAAGCUGCUCCGCAAAUUGGGCGAUCGGCCCGAGUUUCAGCUGUCCGAUUUGAUUGAGCUGAAUGCGGAUUGGGUGGGCGCACAUGCUGCGGAAAUCUACAGCGUCUUGGGCUGUGGCGACAGCUUCGACAACUACAACGACCACCAUCGACUGCAGCUGGAGGAGAAGCAGCUGUGCGUGCAGUACGAUCGGACGGAGAUAAGUGCCGCCAGUCCCGUCAAAGCAGCGCCGCCAAUGAUACUGCCCGCUGGCUUUAGCUUUGACCUGCAGCCAGAGCUGGUGGGCCAUCCCGGGCCCAGUCCCAGUGUCAUACUGCAGGCACUGACCAUGUCGAAUGCCAACGAUGGCAUCAAUCUGGAGCGCCUGGAGACGAUCGGUGACUCGUUCCUCAAGUACGCCAUCACCACCUAUCUGUACAUCACCUACGAGAACGUGCACGAGGGCAAGCUGAGUCACCUGCGCUCGAAGCAGGUGGCCAAUCUGAAUCUGUAUCGGCUGGGCAGGCGCAAGCGUCUCGGCGAGUAUAUGAUAGCCACCAAAUUUGAGCCGCACGACAACUGGCUGCCGCCGUGCUACUAUGUGCCCAAGGAGCUGGAGAAGGCGCUGAUCGAGGCCAAGAUACCCACACACCACUGGAAGCUGGCCGAUCUGCUGGACAUUAAGAAUCUGAGCAGCAUCCAAAUAUGCGAGAUGGUGCGCGAGAAGGCCGAGGCAUUGGGCCUGCAAGGCAGCAGCGCUGAGCAGGCAACGCCGCAACAGCAGGCGACAGCCACCGUGCCGCUGGACGAAUCGAACGACAGCUGCAACGAUUUCAGCUGCUUUAUACCCUACAAUCUGGUGUCGCAGCACAGCAUACCGGACAAGUCGAUUGCCGAUUGCGUGGAGGCGCUGAUUGGCGCGUAUCUCAUUGAGUGCGGACCGCGUGGUGCCCUGCUCUUUAUGGCCUGGCUGGGAGUGCGUGUGCUGCCAUACCACAGACAGCCGGUCACUGCCGGCGAUGUGGAGCGAACGCCCGGCAGCACCGUCGCCGAUGCCAACCAAAUGGUGACGGUGUACGGCUCCUGGCCCACGCCACGCAGCCCCCUGCUGCACUAUGCCCCCAAUGCCGAGCGGGAGCUGGAGCAUCUGCUCAGCGGCUUUGAGGAGUUUGAGGCGAGCCUGGGGUACAGGUUUCGGGAUCGUUCCUAUCUGCUGCAGGCCAUGACACACGCCAGCUACACGCCCAAUCGACUGACGGACUGCUAUCAGCGGCUGGAAUUCCUGGGCGAUGCCGUGCUGGACUACCUGAUCACACGCCACCUGUACGAGGAUCCGCGCCAGCAUUCGCCCGGCGCACUCACCGAUCUGCGUUCCGCGUUGGUGAACAACACAAUCUUCGCCUCGCUGGCCGUGCGACACGGCUUCCACAAGUUCUUUCGGCACCUGUCGCCGGGACUGAACGAUGUCAUCGAUCGGUUUGUGCGCAUCCAGCAGGAGAACGGACACAGCAUCAGCGAGGAGUACUACCUGCUGUCGGAGGAGGAGUGCGACGAUGCGGAGGACGUUGAGGUGCCCAAGGCUUUGGGCGAUGUCUUCGAAUCGAUUGCUGGGGCCAUUUUUCUCGAUUCGAACAUGUCCCUGGAUGUGGUGUGGCAUGUCUAUAGCAAUAUGAUGAGUCCCGAAAUUGAGCAGUUCAGCAACUCUGUGCCAAAGUCGCCCAUAAGGGAACUGCUCGAACUGGAACCGGAGACGGCGAAAUUCGGCAAGCCCGAGAAACUGGCCGAUGGACGCCGGGUGCGCGUCACCGUCGAUGUCUUCUGCAAGGGCACGUUCCGUGGCAUUGGGCGCAACUACCGAAUAGCCAAAUGUACGGCAGCCAAGUGCGCACUGCGGCAGCUCAAGAAGCAGGGUCUGAUUACCAAAAAAGACUAAGUGCCAAGUGGAGCAGAAGGAGCAGCAGCAGCAACGAUGUGUGAUGCCAGUUUAGGCUUUAAUAGAUAGAAUACUUAUAUACCGUGCAAAAACACAUAUGGAUGGAAAAUAAAGAACAUUUUUUUAAAAAUUAAAAA